Punctularia strigosozonata HHB-11173 SS5 is the source of this 285-nucleotide messenger RNA. RefSeq lists its product as uncharacterized. Bases 1 to 285 code for a protein of 94 amino acids. The transcript is spliced from 2 exons. Lineage: Eukaryota; Fungi; Basidiomycota; Agaricomycetes; Corticiales; Punctulariaceae. The record is from RefSeq and is a predicted model, not a curated record.
AUGGACCUGUUACGGAUCAACUACGCCCCUUCACCCCAGGAGCUCCCAAGCGCUCGACCCAAAUCGCUCCACGGCACGAUCUGCGCCGAUCUCGAAGCGCUCUGGCAUAUCUCGUACCUCGCAGCACGCGCGCUGCAACUUCGCCAACAGCAUCCCAUGGGCGGCGAUGUCGUCUUCCCGUGGCUCGUUGAACAUUCUCAACUAUGGAGGAAGCCUUUUCUCCACAACGUGUGCCCGCAUGUCGCCGGUGCCGGCUCCUCCAUGCUAUCUCGGAGUUACAUGUGA